AUGGUUGAAGAAGCUUUGACUUUAGAAGAAACAAAUGAAAUAAGAGCAAGACUUGGUCUAAAGCAAAUCAGCAAAGGGGAAGCUGAUUCAACAAAGAAGGUUCCCAAGGAAGCAUUAUCGAUAGAAGAUACAAACAAAGUAAGGGUGUCAUUAGGACUAAAGCCUAUUCCAAAUGAGACUGUAGAGACAGUUGAUCUUCCAAAAAAACCUUAUUUUGAUGAGCCCCAAUUUAUAGAGGGAGAGAAGGUCAGACUCUUAAGAGAUAAACUUUCGAAGAUUACCAGAAGAAAUCAGGAACGCUUAGGCUCAAGAACUUUAUUAGAUGGAAGCAAUGAUACGAGUGAUAGAUGGUUGGAUAAUUUAGGGCAGAGUAAGGACAAGAAGAAAACUAAAUCGAAAAUAAAACUAUCUUACUCAGAUGAUGCAACUAAUGAUGAAGUUGACGACCUCCCGACACUAAAAUUAGCUCAUACGAUCGAUCAUCUAGGUGUAGGAAAAGGAACGAUCUUGACAUUAAGGGAGAGCGAUAUUUUGAGUGAUGAUGCUAAUGAAGGCGAAGGCAAUGAUGUAUUGGAAGAUACUUCGAUUCAACAGGCCAAGGAGGACAAGAGGAAUAUUGAACUUCGACAAAUGAAUAAGGAAAGAAGAAGAAGAAAAAUGAAUUUGGCGGUUGGGAGUAAAUUUAUUGAAAAGGAUGAGGCUAAUGAGAAGGAAGAUGGAAUUUCCACAUUGGUUGUUGGUGCUGAAAACAGUGUUCUAGAAAAAGAUGUUUCUUCUAAAGAAGAGGAACAUGCUGGGAAGAUCAAAGUUUUAUUUGACAAUGAAAGUGAGAGUGACUCUGAUACUGGUGAUUUUAAGGCAAUAAAAAUAAAAAAGAGAAAGAAAAAAAUGGAUGGUCCUCUCAUGAAGAGAAACAAAAUAAAAAUUUCACCUCAAAUUCAAAAAGUGACCCUAAUUGAUGAAGAUCUGCAUAGGGCCGAAGAAGAACAAGAGGAUGAAAAUUACAGCAUACCGAAACUAAAAAAUAGGACUAAAAAGAAUGAUCAUAGAUCUCAUGCAGAGAAUAGAACUGCGGAUGAUAUCGCAGAAGAAAUACGAAGAGAAAAGCUAGAAAAUGAGCGUAGAUCUAAGGAAAUCUCGAAGUUAAGAAGUCAACCGUCAUCAAGAAUUGUAAUUGAUGAGUCUACUAUGUUUUUGGAAUCUAUGCAAGUAGAUAAUUCUGGAGAAGAGGCCACGGUAACUACAAAUGAACAUGAUUCUACCCCUGCAAAUACAGAUCCAUCUAUUAAAAACCCUAUCAUAGAAGCAAAAACAGAUUCAAAGCCUUCACAGCUUGUUGAAACUAGCAUAGAUAAUUCGCAGGGACCUGACUUUUCGGCUGGUCUUGCGUCUACCUACCAGUUUCUCCAAGGCCAUUCGAUCUUUAAAAAGACAUUUGAAUCUGAGUCAAAGGCGCCUACAAUGGAGAGGAGCACUUUGGAGACUCAAGACGGAGAUUUGGAAAAUUAUAACCCAGAUGUUCAACUAAUUUAUAAGGACAAAGAUGGUCAUGAAUUGACAACAAAGGAAGCGUACAAGAAACUAUCCCAAAAAUUCCACGGAACCAAAAGUAAUAAAAGGAAACUUGCUAAAAAUCGUGCAAAGAUUAUGGCAAGAAAUCAGAAGGAGAAAAUUGAGAUUCCCAAAAACCUGUUUAGUAAGGAUUAG
Molecule: messenger RNA, 1707 nt
Organism: Naumovozyma castellii
Lineage: Eukaryota; Fungi; Ascomycota; Saccharomycetes; Saccharomycetales; Saccharomycetaceae
Gene: SNU66
Product: U4/U6-U5 snRNP complex subunit SNU66
Exons: 1
Coding region: 1-1707 (568 amino acids)
Source: RefSeq, a predicted model, not a curated record